Messenger RNA from Coccidioides posadasii C735 delta SOWgp, 1022 nucleotides. Its product is annotated as mitochondrial 37S ribosomal protein mS42. Gene Ontology annotation, biological process: superoxide metabolic process. The record is from RefSeq and is a predicted model, not a curated record. Lineage: Eukaryota; Fungi; Ascomycota; Eurotiomycetes; Onygenales; Onygenaceae. Gene Ontology annotation, molecular function: superoxide dismutase activity; metal ion binding.
GGCUAUUACGGCCGCAGCUCGGUCUGCGCGCCGUAUCUUCAACUAAAACAUUCCUAUCGCAAUCCCAUGCUCGAGGUGUCCACAGCGUCCCGACGUUGAUGUACGAUGCCACCUUCAGAGAAAAUGGCGUUUCAGAGUUAUUAUCGCCAGAGGGCUACGAUAUGGCCUGGACCCAAUAUCAAGGCAUGGUGGUGGACAAAUUGAACUUGUUGACGGCUGGAACGCCCGACGAGAGUCUGCCGGCAGGAUCGCUCCUGCUCAAAUACGCCCGAGAUGCCAGUAUGGCGUCGCUCUUCAACUAUGCCUCGAUGGCACAUAACAACCAUUUCUUUUUCAACUGCAUUUCCCCCGAACCCGUCGCCAUUCCUCAGAAACUCGAAGAAGCUAUCGACGAAUCAUGCUCCUCCCUGGACUCACUCAAAGCGGAAUUCCUCGCAACCGCCAACGCUAUGUUUGGUCCAGGAUUUGUGUGGUUGGUCAAGGUUAAGGAUACCGCGGAACUGAAGAUUCUCUGCACCUACAUCGCCGGCUCUCCUUAUCCCGGAGCGCAUUUCCGUCGUCAGUCUGUCGAUAUGGCAACCCAAACAACCGGAGUUGCCGGAGGUGAAAACCCCCAAGUUGCUAGUAAAUUAGCAACAAGAACAUUCGGUGCGAUGGGACCGUAUUCAAAGAGCAAGGUUUUGGCUCCCGGCGGUGCCGACAUUCAUCCCAUCCUCUGCGUGAACACCUGGGAGCAUGUUUGGCUCCGAGACUGGGGCAUUGGUGGUAAGCCCGGUUACCUUGAGAAAUGGUGGGACAGGAUCAAUUGGGACGAGGUAUUCCAAAAUUACAAUCAGGUUGGACCAGAGUCUGUACUGAGCUCCAAGCGGUCACGGAGCCAUGCGCCCUAUUACUCCUGAACAUGCAAGUUUUGACCUGAUGAUUAACCGUUCUCAGCGAUGUAUUAUAUAAAUCUGUGUCUUUUUUAUCUUUCCUCUUGGUCAAAUGCAUCGUACUCAGGUUUACUGUAUCUAUAAAUGUAU